Cryptomeria japonica (Japanese cedar) is the source of this 2955-nucleotide messenger RNA. RefSeq lists its product as uncharacterized. The coding region runs from base 334 to 2637 and encodes 767 amino acids. Gene Ontology annotation, molecular function: protein binding. Gene Ontology annotation, cellular component: cilium. The record is from RefSeq and is a predicted model, not a curated record. Lineage: Eukaryota; Viridiplantae; Streptophyta; Pinopsida; Cupressales; Cupressaceae. The transcript is spliced from 5 exons.
UUUUCCUCUUUAAUUAUUUCAGAAAACCGGCCGUUGAAACCCUGUAUAAUUAUUGUUUAUUUAUUCCUCGUUUUAAACAUUCCUUCUUCUCUGAACAUGGAAGAUUUUUUGUAAAUAGCCAAGAAAGAACAGAUCGAAGGCGGUCUUUAAUACGGUGAAAAGCAUGUAAAGAGUUGCAGAAAUCACAGAUGAGUUUUACUAUUAUCCAGACAACACUUGUUCUCAACACAUUUAUGGGCGGAAGGAGAAAGCAGCAGCCAAAGCAGAGCCAGCGUUGGGAUAAUUGCCCCCGCUCGGUAUCAUCAUUCUCAACAAGGAAUCUUCACCGUCAAAAUGAGCAGCGGGGGUAUUCGAACCGUGGACUGUUCAGAAGAAGAACCGAGUCUGAUGGAUCUCCCUCCAGAGGUGUUAUUGUGUAUAAUGGAGCGGGUGAAUGAUGUGGCGGACUUGGGAGCCGUGGUGUGCACCUGCCGUCAGUUUCGAACCAUGGCUAGGGUUGUGCCCUUCGCUGUCAAAUUAAGCCAUUCUAAGUACUUGCCCUCCUCCAGGGUUUUGACAAGGGCGGUUCUGAAGAGUAUAAGAUCAUAUAUGCCGUCUACUAGGGUUUUGGACUUAGCCGGGACCUGGAUCGUCGACGAUGAUGUGGCGGCUGUCUUGGCAGAUUUGAAGAACUUGGACUGUCUUGUUUUAGAUGCUUGCCAGAAACUGACAUCAUAUGUGGCAGAUGCAUUGGCAGUUUCAGUAAGAACAGGUCCUCGAACCAUUAGCAUGCAGAGGUGCUUUGGAAUAGGACCCACAGCUGCCGGUAACUUACUUGCUGCAGCAGCUGCGAAUGGAUCACGUCUAGAAUGCAUUCUGUUUAGUCAUCUUGAUCGCUUGGAUAUUCCCAGGGAUAUCUCUCUAGUUGAGAGAGAUGAAGGUAUUUGCAAAGAAACCACCAUGCAUGUAAACUCACAUUGGUUAAAAAUGACCAAUGUUGGUGCUGGGUUACGCAUUCUCGCUUUAAACAAUUGUGCCAGUCUCAGCUUCUUUGAGUUGGUAUCUGUGGCCACGACAUGUCCACUGCUGGAAAUUUGGAUGCUUGGAGGCUCGGUUGAAGGUCUUGGUCUUCUCCGUUGUGAGAAUUUGUCCGAAGAAAGAGUACAGACAGCUGUAUCAGCUCUAGUCAAGGCAACUCAGCAUCUUCCAGAGUUAUGUGUCCUGGAAACCACAUUUUUCUCAAGCAGUGUUGUUCAAUCGUUAAGGUUAGAAAUCAGGAAAGACAUUCAAGUCUGGGAUUUUUGUCAGAAGCAGUCUGUUAUGGAUGCUCUUCUGUAUAUCAGUGGUUGCGUGGAGAAUUCCAAAAUUAAGAAUUCAAUUAUGGAUACAUCUGCUGGAAUGUCCAAGUUAUCUGAAAAUAUUAAAGAGGAUUUUGGUUCAAAAGGGGGUUACUGUCAGGAUGAGAGAAAGUCAAUGUUUUUCAGGGAAGAUUUGGUGUUUGCAGUUCAUGCUGCUGUGAACUGUUCUGACAUGAGAAGGAGAACGCCCUUGCAUGUUGCUGCUACAUCUGGAGAUUCUCUUACUGUCCAAGGCCUAUUAGCAAUUGGUGCUGAGGCCAAAGGAAUGAAAGAUUCGGGGGGAGCGACUGCUUUGUUUGUGGCUGCUGAAUGUGGCCAUGCAGAUGUUUGUGAAUUGCUUCUACAAGGUGGGGCAGAUGUUUUGGCCUGUAACAGGGCUGGGGAGAAUCCUCUGUACAUUGCAGCUUUAAGAGGUCAUUGCAAAGCUGUAGAUGUUUUGGUGAGACACUGUUGUAAAACUAAUAUCAAUUGGCAGAGUGCAAAAGCUUAUGGUGAUGGGUGGACACCCUUAAUGGCAGCUGCAGUUGCUGAUCGACAAGAUGUUGCAAAGGUUUUACUUAAAGCUGUAAAUAUAAACCUGAGCAGCCAUCUGGAUGAUAUUAUUUUCAGUGAAAAUGUAAUCUGUGCUUCGAAGAAAGUAGCAAAUAUAAACCUAAUCAGCCACUUGGACAAUAAUUUUGUCAGUGAAAAUGCGACCUGCUUGAAGGAUAAUAAAAUGAACAUUGACAAAAGUGAUAUCUAUGCUAGCACAAUGCUCAAAAUUUUGCAGAAGUACAAAUCUACCUGUGGAAGUUUUCACAUUCAGUUGUUGGAUGCUCAAAAUCGAUAUGGCCAGACAGCUCUUCAUAUUGCUGCCAGGAGGGACUCUAUCUGGUUCGUCUGUAAUCUUCUCAUAGCAGGAGCUUCAAUGGAUAUACGUGAUUGCUAUAUGAUGCGAGCUGUUGAUGUUGCUUACCACCAUAAACACAAAGUAGUUGCAAAUAUUUUAAGGAAAUGGGAUGCUAUCCAGAGGAACCAUGAUCUAUUCAGAACUCAGCAACAGUCUCAUAAGAUACUUAAAGGCUUAAGAUCCAAAGAUGAACAGAAUGACAAUGAUGCAAGUAAAUCUCUCUCUACAUAUAUGUCAAAGAAGAUGAGAAAUCCAACUGUGAAUGUCCAUAAAAAUGAAGAAAAUAUUGCAACAAGCUCAAGUAUUAAGCUUCCAGAAGAUCCUGGAAGACCCAUUGCUGCAUGCCGUUGGAGGGUGAAAAGUGAACAGAAAAGGGAAGCUUUGACUGCAGAGUCAUCAUCUGGCAUAUAGUAUUAUGUUUAAAGAGCUGAUUGAUCAAGAACUAGAGUGAAUAUUCUAGGCCAGCAGUGUAUUCUUCUAUUCCAGAAUGAGUAUUGGCAGAAAUUGUGUAAAAUUCUUGUGGAGGUAAUGAAAAAUAGAAUAUAGAGUUACAGGGAACAAUUGUCCUUUAUUCUUCUAGGUUUCCUCAAGAUUUUAUCUACUUUUUUUGGGUUUAUAAUUAGCAGACAGUGCAAUAAUCAUAUAAUUUGGUUUUAUUUUGUGACAUGUAGUUGGUUCAACUCUUGUAGUUAGUAAAUUGGUUUUAGUUGUUUCUCUGGUUAUUCUUUA